Molecule: messenger RNA, 1680 nt
Organism: Trematosphaeria pertusa
Lineage: Eukaryota; Fungi; Ascomycota; Dothideomycetes; Pleosporales; Trematosphaeriaceae
Exons: 3
Coding region: 247-1440 (397 amino acids)
Biological process (GO): protein localization to nuclear inner membrane; nuclear pore organization; NLS-bearing protein import into nucleus
Cellular component (GO): nuclear pore; nuclear pore central transport channel
Molecular function (GO): structural constituent of nuclear pore
Source: RefSeq, a predicted model, not a curated record
CACCAAAACAAUCGAUCAGUGUCCUGUUCCGCCCCGCGAGAGCCCUCAACACGCCGUUCUCCAGCCCGCUCAUCCCUCCGGCCUGAGUCUACUUAGCUUCCCCUUGCCGUGCCCCUUCUGCGACUCCAGAGCGCGCUGCAAACGCGUCAAUAACGCCUCGCUGCCCUCGACAACAAUCGUCGGUAGAGCACAUUGUCAUCCCGAAGAACAACUACGCGCGCAUAUCGGGGAAAACAAGUCACCACAAUGUCUCUACUCGCGAACCUGGGCCAGACGGAAAGGAGAACGGGCACGCUGUUUGGGAGCUCGACCGCACCACCCGGGGGACUAUUCGGUCAAUCGCAGCAGCAGCAGCAGCAGCAGACGAGUGCGCAACCUGCUCAAAGCCUCUUUGGCACGGCGCCGGCUGCACAACAGAGCGGUGGUCUUUUUGGCGCAUCGCAGCCGCAACAGACGGGAGGCUUGUUCAGCCAACCUCAGCAACAGCAGCAGCAGCAGCAGCCGAACCUAAGCAACAGCCUCUUCGGCGGGAGGCUGCAACCAGCACCAUCACUCAACGCUGUCCAGGCGCAGUCACUGCAGCAGUCGCAGCAGGGCCUUCCGCAGCUGAGGCAGUCAGCGAACGCUCCCUUUCCAGGGACUUCCAUAAGCGGUCAGCGUGAGAAAUCGGUUGUAGAGCAAAUGAAGACUAUAUUCAACAAAUGGGACCCGAAGAAUCCCGAAUGCAGCUUCCAGCACUACUUCUACAACGCGGUCAACCCAGACGAGGCGCCUUUCUACGGUCCCGCCCCGCACGAAGACGAGAGGAAAUGGGAGGAAGCGCUAGCAAAGAAGCCAAGCCCAGGAUCUAUUCCGGUGCUUGCUCGUGGAUUCGAAGAAAUAGCGGCUCGCAUCAAUGCCCAAGUCCUCGCCGUAACGGGUCUACGCACCCGGUUACACGAGAUCAACAACAGCCUCUCUCUAAUGAAAGACCAGCACGAGCUGAACUUCGCGUCACGUAUAACUGAGGCGAAGCGGAAACACAUUGUCCACACUCAGCGAACCCUCGCUCUUGCGACGAAGGUGCAGAUUCUUAGGAAUCGGGGAUACGUAAUGGACCAGGCAGAAGAGGAGCUGAAGAAGAAGCUCAUCGAGCUGGAGAAGAAAACGUUUGAUCCUGUGCUUGGGGGCCGGCAAGAAGAGAUUUGGGCGAGAAUGUCCGGCGUCCGCGAGCGCGCGCGGAUAUUGCAGGAGGAGACAGAGAAACUGGGAAAGGCGAUUGAGGGUCAGCAGAACGGGGAAAUACUAUCUGAGGAAGAUCAGAAGGCGCUGGAAAAGCUCCUGAAGGAUUACGAUAAGCAACUUGAGCAUCUCAAGAAGUGGGUGGACGACACGAAGCAGGAAUACGAAGAGUGGGAGAAGGAGAAGAAGCCUACGAAGCCUACUGCCGGAGGAAGAUGAAGACAAGUGUGGAUUAGUCGCAUGUACGAUCACAAGAGUUGGGGAAAUAUCCGGCAGCCAGAGGCCUGGCAGAACCAGACCCCAGGCAUACCCCGACGGAGGGGUCACGAAUAGCUUCAGACCUACUUUUGCUCGGUCGACGACAGUGGCCCAAAGACGGAGUUUGUCGUCGCCGAGCCCCUUACGUAUCAAAAAUUUAUGGUUGGGAAUACACCUUGGAAAGCGGAUGCUGGCUCGCCC